Molecule: messenger RNA, 2861 nt
Organism: Aedes albopictus (Asian tiger mosquito)
Lineage: Eukaryota; Metazoa; Arthropoda; Insecta; Diptera; Culicidae
Exons: 2
Coding region: 1718-2752 (344 amino acids)
Biological process (GO): regulation of transcription by RNA polymerase II
Cellular component (GO): nucleus
Source: RefSeq, a predicted model, not a curated record
UAUGAAGAAUUCAUUUUCUCUCAGCGCAGUAGAGUACGGAUGAACGCACUAGUUUGUCUCGCACAGUUCAAGAGUGAGAAACUGUCAUCUGUUGCUCAGUUGCGUCCGGAGAAAAACGAAAACAAAUCUUUCGCCUGCACAUAAACAACUUCAACACAAAACAUUCAUCAUUUCCAAUUUCCUGAACGAAAACGAUGGACUCCACGGGUGCUGAUGCCGGAAACGCUUCCUUCGACGCUGGCUCGUCAUGUCAACAAAAAGGAAGCGCCAGCAGGAAAAGAAAAUCCUUCAACAUCGCUGAGCAUUUUGAUGAGGUGAAGGACUCAUGUGGAGCAAAAGUUGGCAUGAAAUGUCGAGUCCCGGACUGCAACGUGCUGCUUACCUACAUCAGUACCUACAACUUGGAAAGGCAUUUGAUUGGAAAACACCAGAAGCACGCACUGGAACUCGGACUGAUCAAGGAAACUCCGAGGAAGCUCUUGAAAAUCGUGGUACUAAUUGACGUACAAGAAUUUCUUCGAAACUGUGUUCAAAUUGUCACUGUUUGCCAUCUCCCGUUUAAUAUCUAUGCAAAAAAGUGCUUCCGGGGACUCAUUGAUCCGAUUGCUACGAAACUCCCUAUUCCGGCAUUAACUCCGACGAAUGUUGCCAUACUGUGUGCGUCAGUUGAAAGAAUUUUCCAAGGGGGAGGUCACCUCGUUGAUAUAGUUUUAAUAUCAGGUUGAUAUUUUUAAUAUUUUUAAUAUCAUCAAAGCAGCUCGGAUGAUUGAAAAGAUUAUCCUAUCAACAAACAUCUGUCAACAGAAACACACGGAUUGAAUGUCGAAUUUAUUGCGAAAGUAUAUUUAUGUUUCUUAUUUUUUUUAUUGCUGCAUUUACAUAAUCAAUUCAAUUACUUUCAGAACAAAGGGUCAACUGCCCUGGAAUGGUAGUUUUAUGGGAGGAUAGGAAUUCCAGCCUGUGCAACGAGGAAAUUGCGUGCUUUCACAAUUCUUGAUACCUGAUACCUGAAUCUCGAUAACCAGAGUGUUUUUAGUUACAUUCUUAAACAGUGAUUUCUUUUAUUAAACAGAAUGUAUAUAAUAACUAUUGUAUAAAGUCCAACGCUUAGGGUUCUUUAAUAAAUACGAGAAAGCGGGAAAUGUCUAGGUAUAACCACUUUUUUAUUACCCUUAGACCAAAAUUAUAUGCUUUGUCCUCGGCCUUGCUUACACAUGCAUGCCCAGGGUAGAGGGUGUCAUUUGGUACGAGAACCUCUACACAAUCUAUUUCGAUCUGCUGUAAAUAUGUUCUUUCUUGGUGCGAAACACGAGGUGGAAAAAUGUAUGAGAGAGUUGUGGAGAGGAAGCAUUUUUUUUCCAAGCGUUCUCUUCAGAUCCGGGCGAUCGGGUGAAACGGGCUUUUCUGAAAAGAUCACGGCUCGAUCAUUUUUACUUUACUGAUCGAGAUCCCUUGAAUGUCUAUGGAUCUAAUUGCACAUAUCUACUCUCAAAACUUAGGGUCAGGCUGCAAGUGUCAGUUACAAACAAUACGAAUAAUCAAUGCAUACCUGAUGAUAUUUUUAAUAUAAGGUUUAAUAUUUUUGAUAUUUAUCCAAAUUUUGAUAUUAGAUCAGGCUGUCCUACCCCUUGGAAUUUUCAUUGAUUUGAUCAAAAGUGAAGUGGGUGGUAGGCUGGUGUCCUUGAAACUCGAUCUUGCUACACGUCACGGGCGGUCGAUGAUUGGAGUAAACCUCCAAUUAAUUAUAAACGGCGAGCUGAUAACACGAACACUAGGUGUUAUUGAAACUACCGACCGCCAUACAGCCAAAUACAUCGAGAAAGAAAUUUUGCAGUUGUUGGACAAAUUUUCAAUCAACAUCACACAACUGUAUUCAACGACGACGGAUUGUGGCAGUAAUGUUUUGAAGUUUGUGAAACUUAUGAUCAAGGGUCAGGAAUUAGAGUUCAAUCAGGAUACGGAUGAUACCAUUGCAGUGGAUGAACCUGGUGACGAGGACGUCGACUCGGAUGAGAUUCCGGAAGACACCUCCGACGAGCUGCUUGUUGAACUGGAUUCAAUCCUCAGGUCAGUAAAAUGUGGGGCACACGCAUUGAAUUUGGUGGUCGUAGAAGCGACUUCAGAAGAGGAAAUCAAAGCACUCAUUGCUCAGGUCCGCGAACUGGUCAAGAUUUUGAGAAGCGAACCAUACAAGCAAAGUUUCAAAGCGAACAAAAAACGGCUCCCGUUCUUUGAUUGCACGACUAGAUGGGGUUUCACAUACUUGAUGAUGGCUUGUAUCAUCGAAAAUCAACAAUUCAUCACAGAGCUACUACCCGAGAAGCUAAACCUUAAAUUCGAUAAGGUUUUCUGGGAUAGCUGCCAUAUUGUCCGAGAUAUCUUGAAGCCAGUUUACAUCGUGACUAAGAAGGUACAGGAUCAAGCCAUCCUCUUUGGUGAUUUCUACAUCAUGUGGAAAGAACUUUAUCUUGAGCUACAAGAAAUUGAUCAUGCGCUUGCUGGUGGACUUGUAACGGCGAUGGAUAAGCGCGAAUCGAGUUGCUUCGAUAACGAUGCGUUUUGGGCUGCAGCGUAUCUGGAUAGAAGGAUCAAUUACAACGGUACUCCAUUUUUGACCGAAGAUCAACAGAAACGUGGAAUGGUUUGUAUGCAUGGAUUUGGGUCUUGGAUAUUUAAAUUUCAAAGCACUUUUUUAACAGGAGCAUCUUCUGAAAACAUGGAAAGCAAUGAACAGUGGAAUAAAAGGAGGUGAUGAACCUACAUGCUCUACAACCACAGGACCGUCGACUCCAGUCAUACCGAGCGGUAAGACCAGCCGCCUUGAACAAAUGCUUCAGCGUAACACAACGCCAAAAUCGCUC